This is a messenger RNA of Saccostrea cuccullata (small rock oyster), 990 nucleotides long. RefSeq names its product synaptogenesis protein syg-2-like. The record is from RefSeq and is a predicted model, not a curated record. NCBI's taxonomy places the organism in Eukaryota, Metazoa, Mollusca, Bivalvia, Ostreida, Ostreidae. The transcript is spliced from 3 exons. The annotation marks the transcript as partial.
UUUAUAAAACUACAUAAAACUAGAUUUUUAAAUAAAUGUUUAAAAUAUUUGAUUACAGAUCCUCCGUCCACUGACCCUGUCAUCACAGCCUCCCCUCCAGGACUUCAGUACAACACCGUAACUAGAGUCACUUUGACCUGUCAACUACCAGGAGGAAACCCUGUAGCCACGUUGUCAUGGAGAUGUAAAAACACAGUAAUGACAGGAACCAAUGAGAGUACCUCUACUACAGCUGUCUCUGUGUUGUCAUUGGUGAUGGAUAGUUCCUACAACAAUCAGCAGUGUACUUGUACAGCUACUCACAGUCUCCUUACCAGCCCUAGAUCAACGAAUGUGUCAUUCACUGUAUUUUAUCCUCCAUCUACUGCCCCUGUCAUCACAGCCUCCCCUCCAGGACUUCAGUACAACACCGGAACUACAGUCACCUUAACCUGUCAACUACCAGGAGGAAACCCUGUAGCCACGUUGUCAUGGAGAUGUAAAAACACAGUAAUGACAGGAACCAAUCAGGGUACCUCUACUACAGCUGUCUCUGUGUUGUCAUUGGUGAUGGAUAGUUCCUACAACAAUCAGCAGUGUACUUGUACAGCAAGUCACAACCUUCUUACCAGCCCUAAAUCAAGGAGUGUUUCACUCACUGUAUUUUAUCCUCCAUCCGCUGACCCUGUCAUCACAGCUUCACCUCCAGGACUUCAGUACAACACCGGAACUAGAGUCACCUUGAACUGUCAACUGCCAGGAGGAAAUCCUAUAGCCACGUUGUCAUGGAGAUGUAAAAACACAGGAGUGAUAGGAGCCAAUCAGAGUAAUUCUACUAAAGCUGUCUCUGUGUUGUCAUUGGUGAUGGAUAGUUCCUACAACAAUCAGCAGUGUAGUUGUACUGCUAAUCACAGCCUCCUAGCCAGCCCUAAAUCAACGAGUGUGUCACUCACUGUAUUUUGUAAGUCACUUUGUUUUUUUUUCCUAAAAAAACAAACACAUAUAUGUUGU